AUGGAGCAACCUCAGAAUCUUAAAUCUCUUUUCGCCGCAGCGAAGGCGGAAAAAGCUGCACUAGAAGCUCGUCCUGACACCAACACAGAUCAGUAUCGCAAUGAUGUCAGCGCAACAAUAUCAAAGUUUGAGGAAUGCCAGCGGCUCGUGAGCUUGCUAUCUUUAUUCAGUUCAAAUGAACCACUAGAAGACAUAACAACGGGUGAUUUACAGUAUCUCGCAGUUGAUUAUCACCUUGCCGACCUCCUCCAAAAAUCUUAUAAUUCCAAUCGCGAGUCUAGUCUUCGGAGCGCAUUGGAGCACUAUGAGAAAUACCUUUCAUGUUUGAAUAAUUACGAAAUGCUCAAUGACAGUAACAAAAAACUUUACGAGCGAUAUACGGCUAAUCCGAUCUCCUUUUCUCUAACAUCGACUAAUGACGCUGCUACCCGAAGAGAAGUCAAAAUCACAAGGUUUAAGGAGGAGAAGGAACUUAAACAAAGACUCGAGUACUUGUCGAAUAACCAAAGUCGACUCCAAAGCGACGAGGACGAUGUUCGGCAGCUUUACCUCGCGGAGAUCAAUUUAUAUGUCCACCAAACGUUCCAGUCACUUGAUCUUCUUUCCCAGGAAAUUUCUAUGCUGUCAAGCAUUCGCAACGCCGUGCCCAACCUCGAACAAGCCCAACGGGACGACUCCAGGAGCCGGAAUGGGGAGGACCGCUCAACCUACUCCGAGCGACUCGAUCCUCCGAUCUCUCAGCUUCUCCAAGGAGGAAAAUUUGGUCCACUUCUUAGCAAGGAAGGAAGGCCAAUGCAGCCGUUUACGCUGCUUGAUCGUCGGUCACAGCUUCAGCAAGGGGUUUUCCGGCCCAGUCAUAACUUGCCAACUAUGACGAUUGAUGAAUAUCUUGAGGAAGAAAGGAGAAGAGGCGGCAUCAUAGAGGGAGGAGAAAAGUCAGGUAUGAAAGAAGAAGUCGACGAGGACGAUUUGGACAGAGCCGAUGAAGAAACCAUGAAAGCGCGUGCCUGGGAUGAAUAUAAAGAAGCGAACCCGAGAGGCUCUGGAAAUACGUUGAACAGAGGCUGA
Aspergillus tanneri is the source of this 1068-nucleotide messenger RNA. RefSeq names its product IGBP1/TAP42 family protein. Lineage: Eukaryota; Fungi; Ascomycota; Eurotiomycetes; Eurotiales; Aspergillaceae. The record is from RefSeq and is a predicted model, not a curated record. Gene Ontology annotation, cellular component: cytosol. Gene Ontology annotation, molecular function: protein phosphatase 2A binding. Gene Ontology annotation, biological process: regulation of signal transduction; regulation of dephosphorylation. The transcript is spliced from 3 exons. The coding region runs from base 1 to 1068 and encodes 355 amino acids.